Messenger RNA from Aaosphaeria arxii CBS 175.79, 1546 nucleotides. RefSeq names its product carbohydrate esterase family 9 protein. Gene Ontology annotation, molecular function: N-acetylglucosamine-6-phosphate deacetylase activity. Lineage: Eukaryota; Fungi; Ascomycota; Dothideomycetes; Pleosporales. Bases 206 to 1504 code for a protein of 432 amino acids. The transcript is spliced from 2 exons. The record is from RefSeq and is a predicted model, not a curated record. Gene Ontology annotation, biological process: N-acetylglucosamine catabolic process.
GGUCGCUGCUCGUUUGUAAAGGAUGUUGAGCUUGUCUCAACCACACCCUUGGACUCGAUGCUGCCUCCUUUCCCAAUCCGGUCAUCUACACUUACACCUCCUUCGUAUUGAACCUCUUUGUUGAUUGCCCAGGUACUCUAAUUAUACUUACCUAUCCUACCUCAUCCUUCUUAUAUAUCUUGAUUCCCUUCCUGGAACUAGGAUCAUGCCGUCCGCCAUCCCCACCAUCACCCAUGGCCCCACUACCAACGGCAGUGGCGUCAUCAAAUUCACGAACUGCCUCCUCGUACAAAAGAAUGACCUCAUCCAAGGAGAUCUCUGGAUCAGUUCGAUAAGCGGCAAGAUUCUGAACGGGCAAGAGAUCCUUUACGAACAGCGGACAGCCCCGGAUGAGAUCAUCGACCUAGGUGGCCGCAUCCUAUCACCUGGUCUCAUCGAUGUGCAACUCAAUGGUGCCUAUGGCUUCGACUUCUCCGUCAUACCUGAAGAAGGUACAAAUGCGUACAGCAAGGGAGUCAACCGAGUGAAUCGGGGCUUGGUGACCACUGGCGUUACCUCUUAUCUGCCUACCUUGACGUCGCAGCGGCCCGAGGUCUAUCAACAGGCACUUCCAUUCCUCGGACCUUCAGGAAGCCCUCGAAACCCAGCACAUGGCUCCGAGUCCCUAGGUGCUCACUGCGAAGGACCCUUCCUCUCCCCAACCAAGAACGGCAUCCACAACAUCGACGUACUCCAAACCCCGUACAACGGCCUCCCGACCCUCCAAUCAUGCUACGGCAGCCUCACCCCCAUCAAAAUGAUCACCCUCGCCCCGGAGCUCCCCUCCGCCCUCUCCACAAUCCCCUCCCUCGCAUCCCAAGACAUCGUCGUCUCGAUCGGGCACUCCGAAGCCUCCUACGAAGAAGCCAAAGCCAGCGUCAAAGCCGGCGCGACCAUGAUCACGCACCUCUUCAACGCGAUGCGACCGCUGCACCACCGCAACCCGGGAAUCUUCGGCCUGCUGGGCUCGACCUCGCACUCGAUCGCUCAGAAACCCUACUUCGGCAUCAUCGCCGACGGCAUCCACCUGCACCCGACGUCCAUCAAGAUCGCGUGGCACGCCCACCCGGAGGGCCUCAUUCUCGUCACCGACGCCAUGCGCCUCGCGGGUAUGCCAGACGGCAUCUACGACUGGACGAACGGGUCUCGAAUCGUCAAGAACGGCGCGCUGCUCACCCUCGAGGAGAACGGGAAGAUCGCGGGUAGCAGCAUCGAGCUCGUCGAGUGCGUCACAAACUUCCUGAACUGGACCGGCGCGAGCGUGAGCGAGGCGCUCAAGGCCGUCACCGCGACGCCCGCGAAGAUGCUGGGCUGCGAGGACGUCAAGGGGUGUCUGAGGGAGGGCGCGGAUGCGGAUCUCGUGGUGCUGGACCUGCAGGACGGGUUAGGAGAGAGCAGGAGGGAGAAGAAAUUGGUCGUGGACCAGGUUUGGAAAUUUGGACAAAAGGUCUUCGAGAAGAAGUAGGAGCAAUUUGGCAUUGCAAUGGGUUUCAAGGCGUCGUUGUUU